ACAGUCACGAGUUACCGUUGUUGUUGAGAUUAAAUGUUAAUAUUUGAAAAAACAUGAAUACGUUUUUUAACAUUAAAAAGUGUAAAAAAUAUUGCUGACGAGGUUUUUAUUUUCACCAAUCCAUUAGUGUAUGACUUGUGGUAAAGAAUAUUUACCAUGGACGAACACAGCACAAUGGACCUUGUCGAAAGCAGUGACGACGAUAGUCAGUCGUCAAAAAUGUUAACCGUCGAAGAGAUGCUUUUGGGUAAAGGUAGACAGGAGAAAUCGUUGGGAAACUUAGCGACAAAAUUUGCAGAUCUCCUGAGAAAUUCUCCUGAUGGAGUGAUGCACUUGAAUAAAGCUACAGCGAUGCUAGCUGUAAAACAAAAAAGAAGAAUAUAUGAUAUAACAAAUGUACUGGAAGGUAUUGGAUUAAUCGAGAAAAAAACCAAAAACCAAGUUCGAUGGAGAGGAGUGGAAACGAGCGAAGAUGAAAAAACUGCCGAAAUGAGAUCAAAACUUCAAGAUGAAAUACAAACCCUCAAAUGGCAAGAAGACAUAUUAGAUAAGCAAUUAGAGAUUCUCACCCGUGACUUCAAAGUGCUCAAAGAAGAAAAGUCGUUUUCUCGUUACAUGUAUUUAUUAAGUAGUGAAAUAUCCAACAAGCAAGAAAAACGAUCAGUGUUCACUGUACAACCGAUGGAAGCUCUCAGAGGCGCCAGUAUUUCUAUACCUAGAACUAAAUUCCAUGAAAACUAUAAUAUGAAAUCACAUGCCAAUAGCAUGCCGUUUAGAAUAAACUUAAAUUCCAAAAACGUGCCAGUCAUUAUGAACCUUAUAUCUUUUAAAGCAUUUGGUCAAUUUGAGAAAAAAAGAAACAUAAAAGACCUGACGAACAAAACGACAAAACUCUCUCGACGAGAAGGUUCUAUCGAUGUGCAUACUAGCAUUACGCAAAUAACUGAAGAAACAGAACUAGAAGAAGUAAUAGUAUUAAACAAAGAAGGCAAACAAGUUGAAAAAAAUCUAGAUGCUGAAAGAACUACAAAAGAUUCUCAAACAGUAAAAGUUCCUCCUCGCUACGAUCCGAUUUAUAGGCUCAGUCCUCCGCCAUCAGAGAAUACUUUUCGGUAUCUAAUUGACCCUUCAGAAGGCGCUUUUGAAGCAUUUGAUAUUUCGCCCAUAAAGCAAGUGAUAAUAUAAAUUAUUUAUUCAAAAGUUAACUAUGGGACUUUGAAAAGAUACAUACAUAUAUCUAAUAUGCGUUCACCUUCAGCGUUGAUGAAUUUAUAAAAUUGUCCCUUUAAUAUUAUACGAUAAACUUAGUAAUUAUACAAACUUGAAUUAAUCUUUUUUGGAAUUUGUGCUAUAUUAUAUUAUCUAUAUUAGAUAUAUAUAUUGUUAACAGAAUAGUAUUUCUUGGUUGAUAUAUUUUAACAAGCUAUAUGACCUAAACGUAUACUUAUCAAAAUUGUUUUGUAAGUAAUAACUUUAAAAAAAAGUAACUGUAAACACCCUUAAGUA
Adelges cooleyi (spruce gall adelgid) is the source of this 1506-nucleotide messenger RNA. Its product is annotated as transcription factor E2F5-like. NCBI's taxonomy places the organism in Eukaryota, Metazoa, Arthropoda, Insecta, Hemiptera, Adelgidae. The coding region runs from base 157 to 1185 and encodes 342 amino acids. Gene Ontology annotation, molecular function: protein dimerization activity; RNA polymerase II cis-regulatory region sequence-specific DNA binding; DNA-binding transcription factor activity, RNA polymerase II-specific. The transcript has 8 exons. Gene Ontology annotation, cellular component: RNA polymerase II transcription regulator complex. Gene Ontology annotation, biological process: regulation of transcription by RNA polymerase II. The record is from RefSeq and is a predicted model, not a curated record.